This is a messenger RNA of Malaclemys terrapin pileata, 1047 nucleotides long. Its product is annotated as olfactory receptor 52R1-like. Gene Ontology annotation, biological process: G protein-coupled receptor signaling pathway. Gene Ontology annotation, molecular function: olfactory receptor activity; G protein-coupled receptor activity. The record is from RefSeq and is a predicted model, not a curated record. Gene Ontology annotation, cellular component: membrane. The transcript has a single exon. Bases 19 to 1047 code for a protein of 342 amino acids. NCBI's taxonomy places the organism in Eukaryota, Metazoa, Chordata, Testudines, Emydidae.
CAACAUCUCCCCUACUCCAUGUCAGAUUCCAACACAACCGAAUUCACUAACCCCUCCACCUUCAUCCUGCUGGGCAUUCCUGGCCUGGAAGCAGCCCAUAUCUGGAUCUCUAUCCCCUUCUGCGCCAUGUACAUCAUAGUCAUCUUGGGGAACUUCACCAUCCUGUUCAUUGUGAAGAGGGAGCUAAGCCUCCAUGAGCCCAUGUACUAUUUCCUUUGCAUGCUGGCCAUCACUGACCUGGUCCUGUCCACGUCCACCGUGCCUAAAAUACUGAGCAUCUUCUGGUUCAAUUCCAGGGAGAUCGAUUUCAGUGCCUGCCUCGCCCAGCUGUACUUCAUUCACUGCUUCUCAGCAAUAGAGUCUGGAAUCUUCGUGGCCAUGGCUGUGGAUCGGUACGUGGCCAUCUGUUAUCCCCUGAGACAUUCCACCAUCCUGACAAAUCGCAUGGUGGUCAAGAUUGGCCUGGCCGUGGUGGUGCGUGGAAGCAUGCUCGCACUGCCCUAUCCCUUCCUGGCGAGGCAUUGGCCAUAUUGCAGAACCAACAUCAUCCCCCAUACGCACUGUGAGCACAUGUAUGUGGUAAAACUAGCCUGUGCCGACAUCCGCGUCAGUAGUUACUAUGGCCUAUUUGUGCUAAUCUGUAGAAUUGGACUAGAUGUGUUUUUUAUUGUUGUGUCCUAUACCCAGAUCCUCAGGGCCAUCUUCAGCCUCCCCACAAAGGACGCCCGGCUCAAGACUUUUGGGACCUGCAGCUCGCACCUCUGUGUCAUUUUAGCCUUUUACAUCCCAACUCUCUUCUCUUCCCUCACAUCCCGAUUUGGGCACAAUUUACCCCUUCAUUUCCAUGUUUUUAUUGGCAACGUGUACCUCCUUGUGCCCCCCAUGCUAAACCCCAUCAUCUACGGGGUGAGGACCAAACAGAUCCGGGACAGGCUGCUCCAGCUCUUAACUCAUAAAGGGACUAAAGUUUUCUCCUGGUGCUCUAGGUCUCAGACCAAGCUCCAUGCAGACCUGGCUGGUCACAUGGUCCUGGGCCGUCUUCCCUGA